AUGAAAAUAUUCGUUCAUCCAAAUCUUCUUACCACCACAUUCAUUCAUCGACCAAAUAAAAUUACAUUUACAGUUUGGAUAUUAAAUGAUUUAUAUGACGAUCCUUUUGCAUAUCCACAAAAACUUUCUGUUCAACUUUGGUCAAAUUUAAUUCGGAAACAGUGGAAAGAUAUUGAAUUAAUUGAAAUACGUGAUCAUGAUGAUAACAAAUUUAUUGUCGGAUUUGAAAAUAAUCGAAAUUAUCGUGUUUUUGAAUUAAAUCUUCCCACUUUAGAUAUUAAUGAAGGAUGGUACGAAUUUUGUUUUAGAUUCAGAAGAGUAAUGGAAGGUUAUGAAGAAGAUUGGAAAUGGGAAAAUAUUGAAUGUUGGAUGAUUGAUAAAGAAUCAAAGUUUAUAAAUGGUCAAUCCGAUUGUCAUUUUAUUGGAAAUAUCAAGAAUUUGAUUAGAUUCUUUGGUUUACAACGCAUUUCUGUUUAUUGGAUGGCACCUAUUACAGGAACACAAAGACUUGAUAUUCAAAAUAAAGAUGUUCUUUAUUUAAUCAUUCAACAAUCUACCGGUCAUUACGUUAUAUUGAUCCCUUUAACUUUCAACGAUUGUACUAGUUGCUUUCGAUCAGAUGAUCAAGGAAACUUAUUAUUUAUAACUAAAAAUUUUAGUGGUAAAGAUGUAUCAUCGAAAUUUAUUAUAGGUAGAGGAAAUAAUCAUAAAAAUAAUGAUCCAUAUAAAAUUUCAAAGGCAUGUAUGGAUUUUUUGGUAAAAGAAAAAGUUUUAGAAGGUAAGAAGAAGAAGUUAGGAGAAAUUAAAAAGCAACAAAAGAAAAAGAGACGUAAGAGUAUAUUAUUAGAAUUUAUUGAAGGUGGUGAAGAAAGUAAAACAAGAGAAAUUAUUAAAUCUUUACAAGAAGAUUUAAAUAGAAAUAAUAAUCUUGCUUAUUAUGAUCAAAUUGGAUAUUAUUUCCUUAAUGCAUUAGAAUCACUGGAUUCAUCUGGAAUUCAUGUUGGUUACGUAAUUCUUGAUGAUGGAUGGCAAAAAGUUAAUCAAUCUCAUAAAACAUUACAAAGUUUUGAAGCCAAUGAAAAAUUUCCCAAUGGAUUAAAAUCUUUAAUUCAAAAUAUUAAAGAAAGAUAUUUUUAUUUAAAACAAUUUGGUGUGUGGCAUCCAAUUUGGGGAUAUUGGAAUGGAAUUGAUUUAAAUUCAAAUUCAUUUAAUUUAUAUCAAUUUGAAAAAAUUAGACAACAAGGUGAAGGAGUUAAUUUAAUUAAAGUUGAUCAUUUAGCUAGUUUUGAUUCUAUUAAAAGUAAUGAAAUUGAACAUAUUCAAUGGUGGAAAGAUUACCUUAAAGCAUUGAGGAAAGGAAAUAAGAAAUAUUUUAAAAAUAGAAUAAUUUAUUCCUCGAGAGCAAUUAGUGGAGGUCCCAUUUAUAUUUCCGAUCCACCAAAUCAACAUAAUGUUGAAAUAUUGAAAAGAUGUGUUGUUAAAUCUAUUUAUUCACAAAGAAUUUUACGAUGUGAUUAUCCCGAAUUACCAUCAUUAUCAAUCUUAUUUGAUGAUGUUACAAAAGUCAAUAAACUUUUAAAGAUUAGUAACAUUAAUAAUCAAAGAAUUGGAAUACUUGGAUUAUGGAAUUGUCGAAAUAAUGAAAUUGUUGAUAAGUUUGGAAUUAAUGAUAUUUACAGAAUUAAAAUUAAUGAUGAUAUCAAUCACAUCAAUAAUAUCAAUGGUAUCAAUCACAUCAAUCACAUCAAUAACAUCAAUAAAACUGAUAACAUUAAAAAUCUUAAUGGUAUGCAAAAUGGUAAUGAUGAUGAUGAUAAUAAAGUUGGAAAAUAUGCUUUAUAUUUUUUCAAGAAUAAGAAAACUUAUAAAAUCAGAAAAACGAAUUUACAAGAACAAAUUUCAAUAAUGGUGAAACCUUUUGAUUUUGAGAUUGUAACGAUAUUACCUAUGGAUAUUUUAUUCAUUAAUGAAACAGGUGUAACAGAAAUGACAACAGUAGCAAAAGUGGAAAUUGCAUGUUUUGGAUUAAUUGAUAAAUAUAAUGGAUCUAAAGCUAUUGUCGAUGAAAAUUCUAAGAAAGGGAUAAUGUUUUAUAAAGUAGAUUUAAUCGGUUAUGGAGAAUGUGGAUUUUAUUUAAAUGUGAUAAAUGAGAAGGGAAGAAAAAAUGAGAUUUACGAAAUUAAAGAAAUUAAAGUUUACUUAGGAAAUGAAAUGCUGAAAGAUGAAAUGGUUAAUUAUGAUAAAGAAAAUAAAUUAUUAAUUGUUAGUUUAUGUGAGAAUGAAAAUGUUACCAAAGAUGAAUUACUUGAAUAUAAAAGAAGAAAAAAUUUAAUCGCAGGAUGUUGUUGA
Messenger RNA from Diversispora eburnea, 2349 nucleotides. The record is from the annotation of a GenBank genome assembly. NCBI's taxonomy places the organism in Eukaryota, Fungi, Glomeromycota, Glomeromycetes, Diversisporales, Diversisporaceae.